Messenger RNA from Oryzias melastigma (Indian medaka), 1473 nucleotides. Its product is annotated as GTPase IMAP family member 8-like. The record is from RefSeq and is a predicted model, not a curated record. Gene Ontology annotation, molecular function: GTP binding. NCBI's taxonomy places the organism in Eukaryota, Metazoa, Chordata, Actinopteri, Beloniformes, Adrianichthyidae. The coding region runs from base 1 to 1473 and encodes 490 amino acids. The transcript is spliced from 5 exons.
AUGCAACUACCAGCUAUUUUCCCCUCCAAACUCUACGGCUGGUCAGCUUUAACCUGGACCCUCCUGUGGCUCUUCCACCGGCCCUCGGCUGGGCUGAUCCAGUACUCCGCAGCUGAACUCCUCCGUCUUCGCUAUCAGCCCGCGGGUCCUCCUCUGCUGCAUUUCCGCACCGACUCUCCGCUCACGCCCCGCCGAAGGUACAUCCACCGCGGCACACGCCGUCAAUUCCGCGAUGACACAUCCAAACACAUCCAGUUCUCCUCCUCCACCACUCGCUGCCCUCCCCGCUACUCUGGACGCCCUGUGGACCACAGCGUGCUCUCCAGCCUUCCCAGGUUGGGGAACGAAGCUGGCUCUGCUAUGCGCCAAGACUCUGCAACCAUCAACUUUGGCCUCAUCAACAUCCGCUCUCUCUCUAACAAGGAAAGACGACUUACAGUUGUUGAUUCUCCCAGCUGGUUAUACUUCCACACCCUUCAGAACACCAGUGAGAUGGACAAACUAGAAAUAGAGAAUAGUUUGUAUAUGUGUCCUCCAGGACCACAUGCAGUUAUCCUGGUGAUUGACCUUGGAACUGCAUUUAGUGCAAAGUGCCAGAGGUCAGUUCAGGAUCACAUGAGUCUGUUUGGAGAUGAUGUUUGGAAGCACACAAUCAUUCUGUUUACAAGACUGGACUGGCUUGGAGUGAAGACUGUAGAGGAGAGGAUAGAGAGUGAGAAAGGGCUGCAGUGGCUGGUGAACAAAUGUGAGAACAGAUAUCAUGCCAUGAACAACCUGGAGCGCAAUAAUAGAGAACAAGUAAAGGUUCUCCUGGAGAAGAUUGAGGAGAUGUGGGCAGAAAAUGAUGAUCCUUAUUAUGAAGUCGACCAGAGAAGAGCAGCAGAAAUGGAGACUCUGAGAGAGGAUGCAGACAAAAGAGCCAAAAAGAUGAAGAAGAUCAUUGAAAGACAGUCAAGAGUACUGAAAGAAAUCUUUAAAGAGGAGAGACAGUCACUCAGUGACUUCAGAGUUGUUCUGUUGGGUCAGAAAGGAUCAGGAAAAAGUAUUGCAGGAAAUCGGAUUCUGUUCAUGGAAAAAUUUGAAGAAGGAUUUCACACAGCUUGUUUUAAGAAGGACAAAGAAGAUCAAAGAGUUUCUGUGAAACAUCAAGCAGAUUUUGAUGGAGUUAAAGUCUCAGUUGUUGAGGCUCCAGGCUGGUACAAAGACACAAAAGCUCCUGACUGGCUCAAACAUGAAGUUCAUCGUAGUGUUUCCAUGUGUGAUCCGGGGCCUCACGCUUUUCUCCUGGUUGUUCCUGUUCACAAAUCAUUCACUGAAAAAGAUCUCAGAGAAUUUGUUGAGCUCCUGAAGCCCUUCACUGAGAAAGUGUGGGCACACUGCAUGGUUCUGUUCACAUGGGGACAAUGGCUCGGUAAACACUCAAUAGAGGAUCACAUUUUCUUCUUCAGUAGUGAGUCAUGUGGAGAGGAUUGA